GUCUAUUAAAACCAAAGAAAGAGUUAAUUGAAAUAGAAAAUUUUUGGUGAUUUGUCUCAAUGGAUAAUAUUCUACGUAUCAAACAACUGACGAUUCCUUUGAGUCCAAAAGAUUCCGAAAUAAAUGCUUUUGUAGAAAAGGGUUACCUAAUUGGGAAGAAAAUUGGUCAAGGUUCAUAUGCUACCGUACAUUUAGCCGAUUAUGUCGAUACCACUAAAACUAACCCGAAGAAAGUACGUCUGGCCUGUAAAAUAUUUGAUAAAAAAAAGGCUUCGAAGAAUUUUUUGAAUAGAUUUUUAACUCGUGAGCUGGAAAUACUCGCUCAAAUUAACAACAAAUAUAUCAUUUCUUUACACAGCAUUUUACAGAGAGACACCAGAGUUUUUAUUUUUAUGGGAUAUGCUGAGAACGGUGACCUUUUGGACUACAUUCACAGAAAUGGUCCAAUACCUGAAAAUCAUGCUAGACUAUGGUUCAAACAAAUGAUUUGCGGACUUCACUAUCUCCAUGGAAUAAACAUUGCACACAGAGACUUAAAAUGCGACAAUAUACUUUUAUCUGCAAAAUUCAACAUUAAAUUAGCUGAUUUUGGUUUUGCAAGAUUCUGCGUAGAUUCUCGAAAUAAAAAAAUACUUAGUGAUACUUACUGCGGUUCUUCAGCUUAUGCAGCACCUGAAGUAAUCAUUGGUACACCCUACGAUCCAAAAUUAUCUGAUGUUUGGUCAUUAGGAGUCAUAUUGUUUGUCAUGCUUAAUACCACCUUGCCUUUUGACGAUAUAAGUUGUGUGGAUUUGGUACAUAACCAAAUGACUAAAAAUUGGGCUUUCCAAUCAAGAGUAAGGGAUAACCUAUCAAAAAUGGUCAAAUCGUUGGUUCGUCAUAUUUUGGAACCAAAUAUAAAUAAAAGAUUUACUUUGGAAAAUAUUAGAAAACAUGAGUGGUUAAAACUGCACAAAGAAAAGUCAUCUACACCUGCUCAACUGUUGAAUAAAUCCAAAAAACAGAAAAAAAGAAAGUAAGAUGGUUAUUGUUAAAAAAUAUAUUAAUGGAGUAUUUGAGCAAUUGGAUGGAUUUUUAAUAUUUCUUUUUUGAUAUUUUCCUAAUUUUAAUUAAUUUAUUUAGACCAUUAAGAGGCCUGAUUAUGUAGGUAAUUCUGGAUUUUUCUGUACCCACAUAUGUACUUUAAACCAGAAAUAGUAUUCAUAGUAUUUAUUUUAUUUGAACUUAUCCUAGGAAGUAUAUAGAUAUAUCUUUGAUUUACAAUAAAUUUAUAGUAAUCAAUAUAAAUUAAUAAAUAUUUUUGAACUGACAAAA
Diorhabda carinulata is the source of this 1314-nucleotide messenger RNA. RefSeq names its product testis-specific serine/threonine-protein kinase 3-like. Bases 60 to 1019 code for a protein of 319 amino acids. NCBI's taxonomy places the organism in Eukaryota, Metazoa, Arthropoda, Insecta, Coleoptera, Chrysomelidae. Gene Ontology annotation, molecular function: ATP binding; protein serine/threonine kinase activity. Gene Ontology annotation, biological process: autophagy; peptidyl-serine phosphorylation. The transcript has 2 exons. The record is from RefSeq and is a predicted model, not a curated record. Gene Ontology annotation, cellular component: cytoplasm.